AUGGCAGGAACAGGAAAAGGAAAGAAAGACCCAGCAUCAGCAAAGAAAAUAAGCAACCACAACAAGCCAGUAUUUAAAACAGCACAGCUCCACAGAAUGAUCAGAGAGAAGACAAAGAUGAGAGUCUCUCACAAGGCAAUUGUAGCCCUUGGGUCAGUCACAGAGUACACCCUUGGAGAAAUAAUCGAAGCAUCCAAGAUGAUCUGCGAUGAAGAAAACAAGAGAAAGAUUGUCUCAAGACACCUUGCAAUAGCAAUAAGAAAGGAUGAAGAGCUUUACUCACUCGGCCGUAACUGGCUCAUCAAGGAGGGAGGAGUCUGCCCAUCAUCCCAGCUCGAAUCAAAAACAAAGAGUGACAAAACCAAGGCAGUUUCCCAACAGGAACUCUAA
Messenger RNA from Nematocida ausubeli, 390 nucleotides. RefSeq lists its product as uncharacterized. Gene Ontology annotation, molecular function: structural constituent of chromatin; DNA binding; protein heterodimerization activity. Gene Ontology annotation, cellular component: nucleosome. NCBI's taxonomy places the organism in Eukaryota, Fungi, Microsporidia. The record is from RefSeq and is a predicted model, not a curated record. The transcript has a single exon. The coding region runs from base 1 to 390 and encodes 129 amino acids.